AUGCCCUCCGACACACCUGCUGAGCAGCAACCUGCUCACGCCGACGAGGACCUCGACGUUCUCGCCGCCGACGAUGCCGCCGAAGAAAUCCCCGACGAUGACGACAACGACAUGGCCAUGGACUCCGGCGACGACGACGACGCCGCCGCUGAGGAACUGACCCUCGCCAACGACGCCAUCGCCUACUUCGACGAGCCCCAAGACUCGCUCUUCGCCAUCGCCCAGCACCCUCUGCACCCGUCCCUCGUCGCCGUCGGCGGCUCCGCGGGCGCCGCCGACGACGCCCCCGGUGCCGGCUGGGUCUUCGACACCUCCGCCGCGCCCGUCGCCCUGACACCGCUCGGCGAGGCGCAGGAGGUCGAGGAGGUCAACUGGCUGGCGGCAUGCCCUUCGCCGGACCACCCCAACACGGUCGCGCUGGGCGCCAACGACGGCUCCGUCUGGGUGUACGCGGUCGACCCGGCCGACGCCGCGAACCCGCUGCAGAUCGUGCAGUCCUACUUCCUGCACACCGCGUCGUGCACCGCUGGCACCUGGACGCCCGACGGGCGCCUGCUGGCCACCGUGUCCGAGGACGGCACGCUGCACGUCUGGGACGUCUGGGGCGCCGCCGCCGCACGCGGCCUCGGCGACAGCAACGGCCAGACCGCCGUGUCCAUGACGCCCGCCGACCAGCGCUUCGAGGUCGAGGGCGGCCUGUACUCGGUCGCCGUCGACCCCAAGGCCACCUUUGUCGCCGUCGGCGGCGCCGGCGGUGCCAUCAAGAUCGUCUCCCUCCCGCGCCUCGGCACCACCACCUCACAAGGCAAGAAAGCCGGCGCUGACCUCACGGCUGGCGGCCAGAUCCUCGCCUCCCUCCACACCCAGUCCGACGGCGUCGAAACGCUUGCCGUUACGCUGGCGCAGACCACGCCGGCUACCGUGCUGCUGGCCGCCGGCUCCGUCGACGGCUCCAUCUGCGUGUACGACGCGACGCGACGCUUCGCCGUCCGCCGCCACAUCGUCGGCGCGCACGAGGAGCACUCGGUCGUCAAGGUCGAGUUCGUCCGCGACUCGUGGGCGCUCACCUCGUGCGGCAUGGACGGCGUCGUCCGCCGCUGGGAUCUGCGAGGCGGCGCGGCGGCGGGCGGCCCCGGCGCCGUCCAGGCCUCGGGUGCCGCGGAUGGCGGCCUCGUCAAGGAGUGGAGGGGCCACCGCGGCGAUGGCGAGGGCGGCGGCGUUCUCGGCUUCGUGCAGGGUCAGACGGGGGAGAGGGUCGUGACGGCAGGCGACGACGGCGUCGCCCUGGUGUUUGAGGCGUAG
Messenger RNA from Cordyceps fumosorosea ARSEF 2679, 1302 nucleotides. RefSeq names its product WD40 repeat-like-containing domain protein. The record is from RefSeq and is a predicted model, not a curated record. The coding region runs from base 1 to 1302 and encodes 433 amino acids. Gene Ontology annotation, molecular function: protein binding. The transcript has a single exon. NCBI's taxonomy places the organism in Eukaryota, Fungi, Ascomycota, Sordariomycetes, Hypocreales, Cordycipitaceae.